Bactrocera dorsalis (oriental fruit fly) is the source of this 1054-nucleotide messenger RNA. RefSeq lists its product as uncharacterized. Bases 119 to 967 code for a protein of 282 amino acids. The record is from RefSeq and is a predicted model, not a curated record. Gene Ontology annotation, biological process: regulation of transcription by RNA polymerase II. Lineage: Eukaryota; Metazoa; Arthropoda; Insecta; Diptera; Tephritidae. Gene Ontology annotation, cellular component: nucleus; transcription regulator complex. The transcript is spliced from 3 exons.
CAACUCUAUAAAAUAAACCCCCGUACCGUGACGGGAAAAUAAAUUUACGCACAAAAAGUCGCUACAGAAAAACUGUAGUACUUUUACUUUACGUUACGUCUUACCGACUAAGUAAUAAAUGUUUACUAAAAUGGAUAAUCUAAAAUUAAUAGGACUAGUGAAACAACACGAAUAUCUCUUUAACAAAUAUGACAAGGAUUUUAGGAAUGUAGACAAAAAAAAAACCACUUGGCAGCGGAUAGCUCGCGAGAUGGGCAUAAAUGAAUCAAUUUGUAUACGUCGUUGGUUAAAUUUACGUGACAGAUUCGCAAGAGAAAUCAGGAGAAUGACUGCACUUGUAAAUAAUGACAUGACAACAACACAUAUCUGGGUUCUAUAUGAUGAUAUGGAGUUUUUAAAGCCACAUAUAAUACCGAGAGCAAUUCGACAGAUUCCAAAUUUUGGGCUGAAAGCUUUUGAAGAAAAUAGCAGCGGUGAUCAAGAGACAUAUAUCGUGGAACAAGAUGAUACUGUCGACUGUAAUUCUGUGAAUACAGAUCCAUUCCAGUUUAAAGCUGCAGAUUCACUAAUGUCAGAGCAUGAGAUGGAACAUGAAGAGGUUGAAGAGCUUCUUCCAAACGAAUCGCAUUAUUCAACGUCGCAAUCAAAAAACCAGAUCACUGGCAGGACAAGUGAACUAAAAGAGUCUCAACCAAAUUCGUCAAAAUUUGCAAAUCAACAAAUUAACGAAAAACCACAACAUUCUCAAUUUGACGUUGAGUUUGAGAUAAAAUCUGCUUUGGGGAUGUUUAAACAAGUAUGUGGUGAAAUAAAAACUACGCGUCACCGAAAUCCUGCAGUACAAGGUUUCGGUCAAAUGAUUGUGGAAACUAUAAGUAGUAUGAGCGAUCGGAAACAAGCACUGGCUAUGCAAAAAGUUACUGAAAUAGUAAUGAACAUUAAAAUGGAGGAAGCGAACGAAUUAUAAUAAAGAAAUUCUUAUUAUGUGACAAUAUAUUUAUGAUUAAUUUAAGGUUUAGUGUAUAAAAUGAAUAAAAUAUAAGUUAAUUUUUCA